AUGGGCCAUUGGUUUGGCUGCUGUGAUGAAUUGGAUGAUGGAUUGAGGGUGUUUUCGGUUAGUGAUUCAGGCAGGUUUUGGCUUGUUCGGAUAUUGUGCUUUGGAGUAAAUGACACAAAACAGAAUUUGAUUCCACCAGGAAUAUAUACCACCAAAGGUUAUGAUAUAUCAAACUAUCCAUCUAAUACAAAUUUACCAAAACAAAUUUUCUAUGGAACGUACAAAAUGAACUAUACCAAAAAAAGUGGCCGUGUUGUUGGAUGUUUCAUAUUUGUCAUUGAAAUUAAACGUCCAUUUGAAUUAGAAUGA
This is a messenger RNA of Myzus persicae (green peach aphid), 309 nucleotides long. RefSeq lists its product as uncharacterized. NCBI's taxonomy places the organism in Eukaryota, Metazoa, Arthropoda, Insecta, Hemiptera, Aphididae. The transcript is spliced from 4 exons. The coding region runs from base 1 to 309 and encodes 102 amino acids. The record is from RefSeq and is a predicted model, not a curated record.